GCUCAGACUGUUGAAGGAGGAGCGUCGGCUGGCGGGUGCGUUUGACGCUCGUCAGGAGCUGCUGGAGCGGGUGGAGCAGGUUCAGGCGGAGAACGGGGCGUUGAAGAUGGAGUACGACGCCCUGCUGGAGCGACAGCGGGGUGCGGAGACGAGCCUCAGAGAGGAGAAGGUCCGAGGAGGGCACCUGCUGGAGGACAUGAUCCAACUGAAAAAACAGGCCGCCGCCCGCAUGAACAGCCGCAACGAACGCAGGUCCAGAGCUCGAGAGGCCAACCUGCAGAAGGAGCUGCAGACUGCUGCGAGGUCAAAGGUCAGCGUGGACAGUCCUUCCAGCGCUCCGACCUCCAGAUCCACGUCUCCAAAGAACGAAAACGGGUCCACAGAGAGAAAACACACCCGACUGUUCAGAUCAGCGUCGGUGACGUCCCCGAGGAUCCUGUCCUCCAUCAAAGAGCUGUUCGAGAAGAGGCGGGGCCACUCAGUCUGCAGUCUGGAGGAGGAUCUGAUGUGUCCUGUAGGAGUCUGUCUGUCAGCCCGGGUCCCCGUCAGAGCUCGACAAGUACUGGAGGCCCACGAGCAAGGCAUCAACGCUGUGAGGUUCAGCUCCAGCUCCGACCUGCUGGCCACCGGAGGAACUGACCGAGUCAUCAAACUGUGGGAGGUCAGAGCGGGCUCGCUGACUCACAGAGCGACUCUGGAAGGCAGCACAGAGGGAAUCACCUGCAUCGAGUUCGACCCAAUGGGUCGGAGGAUCCUCGCCGCCUCCUACGAUAAGUCGGCCCUGCUGUGGCGGCUGGAAGACUCCGUUCCCAAGCUGACUCUAACAGGUCACAGCAGGAAGGUAACGGCGGCGAGGUUCAGCAGUCUUUCUCACCAGGUGGUGACGGGCAGCGCAGACUGAACCAUCAGACUGUGGGACCUUCAGAGAGCCGCCUGUGUGCAGGUCGUGGAAGUGGCGUCGUACUGCAGCGACCUGGUCUGCUCUGAGAACUGUAUCAUGAGCGGACACUACGACUGUAAGAUCAGAGUCUGGGACACCAGGACGGUCAGCUGCGUGCAGGAGCUUCCCGCUCAGGGUAAAGUCACCUCGCUGGACAUCAGCUCCGACCACCGCAAGCUGCUCAGCUGUUGCCGUGACGACUGCCUCCAGCUGGUCGACCUGAGGAGGUGGAGCAACGACCGCAUGUGCUUCAGAGAGGAGGGCUUUAAAUGUGGCAGCGACAGCACCAAAGCUGUGAUCAGUCCAGACGGGUGCUACCUCGCAGCCGGAUCGGCAGACGGCGCUGUUUACAUCUGGAACGUCUCCACUGGCAACCUGGAGACCCGCCUGCCUGACAAACACAGUUCAUCCAUCAGUGCUGUCUCCUGGUCACUGUCCGGUGAAUACGUCGUCAGUGUGGAUAAAAGCAGGCUGGCCGUCCUCUGGACUGACAUCUGAAGCAGCCAAUCUAUAAAGAAGUGUCCCGGCAACAAACUAACUGAUCUGAGCGCUGCCAAAAGGAACCUUUUUUAAGCUAUUUGUUGAUUGGACCAAAAGGGAUGUGAAACGUUCUUCUCAAGUGCCUUUUUUGCAUUUUAUAACAUAACUUUGGAGCAUUAAUACAGACAAAAAAAAGGGAAAACCGACAGUUUCCACCAACAUUAAGUUUUAUUGACAGUAAAGACAAAAGGAAACCAGCAACCAAGACAUUCCUGUAAUGUUUGAAACAUAAAGAACAACUUUAUUAUGAGACCAAUGUGUUUUAGCUCAUCAGUCAUCAUACAGGACAUAAUAUAUACUGGAAUAUUUAACAAAAAGGUUAAAAAAUAUAAAAACACAUCCAGUCAUACAUAGAGUACAUAGAUCAUAGAGUAAGGAGUGAGACGCCAUAUUCAGUCUUUACCUAAAUGCUCCUAUUUUGUUGGUCCGUCCAGGAAGUUGUGAUGUUGCCAAUCCCAGUGCAUUCAGCUCGACCUUGUAAUUUAAUCCAAUCAGCAAAACUUUUGACGUCACCAAACUAUUAGGGGAGCAAAUCUUUCUUUUGAACCUGAAACCUGUUGGUCUCACAGUAUAGUUUUUCUUUUUAUUUUGACCUUUUCAGACUUUUUGGAUUCUUUAUUCAGCUUUGGAAGAAGCCUGAAAUCCUCAAGUGAUACCAGCUGAUUUUUUCACUUGUUUUAGGAAAAGUAAAAAUUACAGACAAAAGAUGAGGCAUUUGCAGAGGUCAGAUGCAGCUGUGCAGCUCUCGGCGGUGGAUUUACAUUUAAAAGGCGCCCUGCGUUAAUCCUCUGUUUGCCUCCUCGGCUUUGAAGACUGAAGUCAGCGGCUUCAAAGAGAAAAGUCGGCGGCCGGAGGCUCUGAUGGAGCCUGAACACAUCGGCAUGAGACUGAUUUACAUCCAGCUUUAUGAUCUGAUCUGACCUCUGCCAUCUUUAUGUUAAACUGAUCAUUUAGUGACAGUAAUCAACGAGGCCACCAGACCUCAACAUGAAGCUGCUUCCACUUCAUUACCAAUAACUGAAUGAUUAUUGGAGCCAACUACAGACUGUACUCAAGACAGUUGAGACAAAACCUAGUUGAAAGAGGUUCUAGUCCAAGUCAACAACACAAAGUAUAAAGUCAAAGCUAACUUUACUGCAUAAGUUGUGAAAGAUAUUGUGCUUUUAGCUAGAUGUUAGCUAAUGUUAGCUUGUCCUUUUUUAUGAUCGGUUCCAGAAAACAUCAACUGUCCUGGUUCAUUGAGCACUUUUAUAAAAAUAUUUCUGUUGAUGGUUGUUUCCUCUCAAACAACUGACUCCAUUACAUCUGAUGUUUUUUAUUGGAAACCAAACUUUUUCUUUUUCAUGUUUUCUGUGUUAUUUAUUUGUUCAAAGUAUUUCUUGUUUAAAAGGGAACAUUUGUUAGCAUGAAAGGAAGAGCUCGGGAUUGAUGAAGAGAUAGAAACAAAAUAUUAAUUAAUAAGAGAGUCAAAGUGCUGCUGCUGUCAGAUCAGCCUGAGAGUCCAAACUAAGGGAAUAAAACUGCAGUACAGGACAGAACAUAUUUAAUUGUUUAUUAAUACAGUUAACAAAUAACAACUGUAAUCACAUGAAAUAUGUCUUCAUAAUUUAUAUGGAUUCUAAAGUAUUUAUUAUAUUUUAUUGUUUCCCCAAAAUAAAUAAGAAAUGUUCUCGUGUUAGCUUGCUUGUUAACACUGACAAACUGCUAGCGAGCAAUGUUGUUGGCUAACUGACUAAUAGUGCUUUGUUAACCCCCAGCUAACGGUUGCGUUCUACUACCCAACAGCAAUGCGAGGCAGCGUCCUUCGUGGCAUUACAGAUAUAGUAAUAGUUAUAAAUAUGAUUGUCAUUCAUUUUUCAGCAUUCAGUGUUCAUUUCAGCGUUGAGUCUCGUGUGUACAGUGUUUGUGUGUUAAUGUCUGGAGGGGGUCUUUAAGUUAUCUCACCUGCUCACCAACAUAAAUGCUCCGACUGGUUGUAAAAAAAGUGGAAAACAUUACGAUUUAUUAAAUAUAAUAUUGAAGUAAUGUUGUUCUGUCAGCGGGGGAUGAAAAGGUGUUUUAAUAUCUCUCUAAUGUUUCCACUCUGCUGUCUUUAUUUCUAAUAAACUCUGGUUUCUAACCUCC
Molecule: messenger RNA, 3604 nt
Organism: Morone saxatilis (striped sea-bass)
Lineage: Eukaryota; Metazoa; Chordata; Actinopteri; Moronidae
Product: autophagy-related protein 16-2-like
Exons: 14
Biological process (GO): autophagosome assembly; negative stranded viral RNA replication
Cellular component (GO): autophagosome membrane
Molecular function (GO): protein binding
Source: RefSeq, a predicted model, not a curated record